This is a messenger RNA of Aegilops tauschii subsp. strangulata, 1411 nucleotides long. RefSeq names its product momilactone A synthase. Lineage: Eukaryota; Viridiplantae; Streptophyta; Magnoliopsida; Poales; Poaceae. The record is from RefSeq and is a predicted model, not a curated record.
GGUUUCAAAUGCCAAUCAUGCUAUACUGUGCGGCUGUGCCAAGAACAGAAAUAUGCGAGCCACGUAGCCUAUCCCCAAGCCACACGCUCAGGAAAAGAAAUCUAGCACGAUCAAGCAGCACCAGGGGGGGAGGAUGUUCCGAGCAGUGAAGCAUGUCGUCGUCGUGGCGAAGGCGAAGAAGAGCGGGGCAGAGCCAGCCUUGUCGGCCUUCGCGAGCCACUUCUCCGCGGCCUCCACCGCGCAGAGGUUGGCCGGGAAGGUGGCCGUGAUCACCGGCGGCGCCAGCGGCAUCGGCAAGGCGACGGCCGCGGAGUUCGUCAGGAACGGCGCCAAGGUCGUCCUCGCCGACGUCCAGGACGACCUGGGCCGCGCCGUGGCAGCCGAGCUCGACGCGGACGCGGCGUGCUACACGCGCUGCGACGUGGCCGACGAGGCGCAGGUCGCCGCCGCCGUGGACCUGGCCGUCGCGCGGCACGGCCGCCUCGACGUCAUGUUCAACAACGCCGGCAUCAGCGGCGCCCUGACGCCCGUCCCUCUCGCCUCCCUGGACAUCACGGACUUCGACCGCGUCAUGGCGGUCAACGCGCGGGCCAUGCUCGCCGGCGUGAAGCACGCGGCCCGCGUCAUGACGCCUCGCCGCAGAGGCAGCAUCAUCUGCACGGCCAGCACCGCGGGGGUGCUGGGCAGCGUGGCGCCGCACCCGUACAGCGUGUCCAAGGCGGCGGUGCUGGGGCUGGUGCGCGCCGUGGCAGGGGAGAUGGCGCGCUCCGGGGUGCGCGUGAACGCCAUCUCGCCCAGCUACAUCCCGACGCCGCUGGUGAUGCGCACCAUGGAGGAGUGGUACCCGAAGGCGACCGCCGAGGAGCGUCGGCGGAUCGUGGAGCAGGACGUCAACGAGAUGGAAGGGACGGUGCUGGAGGCGGAGGACGUGGCCAGGGCGGCGUUGUACCUGGCGUCCGACGAGGCCAAGUACGUGAACGGGCACAACCUCGCCGUCGACGGCGGGUACACGGUCGGAAAGCCGCCCAACAUGCCGGCGCCGGCGCAGUAAGAGUCGAUCGGCGGACGAUCCAUGGUCCAUUCCUUCGGGAUUUAAAAAUUAAAAUCACGGUGUCUUGCUGCACCGGAACAAUCGAGCGUUUUUUCUCUUCAAAAUUGCAAGAACAAUUCUUCCUCAACAAAUGAACUCCUAGUAUCUUGCACCGGGAUCCCUAGCACAUAAAUGUCUGAACUCUGAGUUACAGUCGCAGAUGCUAUUCUUCUUUCCGUGUUGCUUGUGUCUGUAGGAGCUUGAUUUUCUUUUUCUUUUGAGGGUAUGGUAGGAGCUUGAUGGGUUCUGCCACUCGAUUAAGGAUUUUGGUUUGAUUAUCCGGCUUCAACAGCAAGAUUCAGAAUAGAUGUUCAAGUUUAA